GUUUAUGAUCCGCACUGAAACGAAACAAAGCGAAAGGAUCUUACUGCGAGGAGAAUUUAUGUAUGUAUUUAUUUAUUCAUUGAACUUGGAAAUACUAUUUUGGUGUGAAAAUGGCAAACAAAUCUCCAGUAUCAUCUCUGAACAAAAUCAACUUCUGUUCUUCAACGGACCCCGAGAAGCUCUUCUGUCUGCAGAAGAGGGUUGGAGGAGGUUCAUUCGGGCAAGUGUAUAAGGCUGUACAUAUUAAAUCAGGAGAACCUGCUGCUGUCAAAGUCAUUAAUGUAAAUGUGGCGGAUCAGGAGGAUCUGAAGUCUGAGAUCAACCUGCUGAAGACUCAGUCUCACCACCGCAACAUCGCAGAGUAUUACGGAGCGUUCAUCAAGAAAGGCUCACCUCCCCAAGGAGACCAACUGUGGUUGGUAAUGGAGUUCUGUGCUGGUGGUUCUGUCUCCGAUCUGAUUGACAGCACAAAAGAAAAGCAUCUAAGCGAGGACUGGACAGCGUUCAUCACCGCAGAAAUCCUCAAGGGUUUGACUCACCUUCACAAAUACAAAAUCAUCCACAGAGACAUUAAAGGGCAGAAUGUGCUGCUGACUGAGAAUGCUGAAGUGAAACUGGUGGACUUUGGCGUGAGUAAGCAGUCAGAGAACACCCUCAGUAAGCAUAACACAUUUAUUGGGACUCCAUAUUGGAUGGCACCAGAGGUCAUCAACUGUAAAGAAAACUCUGAUGGUUCCUACGACUUUAAGAGUGAUGUGUGGUCACUGGGCAUCACAGCCAUUGAGAUGGCAGAAGGUGAACCACCUCUGUGUAAGAUGAGCCCCUUUCAUGCGCUGCUCGCCAUCAUUCAGAAUGAUGCUCCGACUCUAAAUCCAAACAAAUGGUCAGAUCAUUUUCAUUCAUUUAUCAAGGCCUGUCUGAUGAAGGAUCCAACUAAACGUCUGAGCACUAAUGAGCUGCUGAAUCAUGUGUUCAUUUCCAACAUCCAGAAACAUAUCCGACACAUCCGUCAUGAGAUUAUAGAACACAGACUCACACAGAACGAAGAACAAAAGCAGGCUGAAGAGGUGAGAGAAGCUGAAGCUGAGCUGAUGGUGAGAGACAGAGCUCUGAGCAGGUCACCUCCGAGCCCCGCUGCUCUGAAUCAGAACAUGUCGCAACAGGAUGAAAGAGAUAUCCAGAGCAAACUGUUGCAGGAGUAUUCAAAGAGGAAGGAGUGGGAAAAACAUCAUAUCAGGUCUGAAAUGAAUAGACAGUACAAAAAAUUACAGCAGAUGAAUUCUUCAGGACAGCAUCCUCAGGACCUGGCUGAUAAAUUGGCUGUAGACAACCAGAUCUAUCACAACCAUUCACGUCUUCAGAAGAUUCCUUUCUCCUCACCCAAGCUGAAAAGGAGUCACGUUCCUCCCUCAUGCCACGUAGUCAGACAUAACUCUUCUGCUCAGCCUCAGAUGCAGCAGCAGCUGAGCAGAUCACCCACAAGCCCUGGGCAAGUGCCUCAGAUCUGCAUCUCACCUCAGGAGGAUUUUGGAGUAACAGUGAAAAGCCAAAGACCCGAUUUGAGUAAUGAAACCUUGAGGAAUUACAAUUCCUUUAACGCCGAUUUGGGUCAUGACCGCAAAAGCCGCUCGGCCUCGCCCUCGCCCUGCCGCAGAGGAGGACAAGGCAACCGCAGAGAUGAAAACGGCAACAGCCUGAGGAACAUGAGCUGGAUGUCCAGAAGUCAGGAGAAUGUCCAACACUUUGGUUCCAUUAAUUUAUCCUCUUCUGCUCCUGAACACUCGCUUCAGCGGGCAUUAGGGAAGCGAGGGCAGCGCUUGUACUCUAUGCCUCAGGGGAAUUACCUUGAUGUUCCUCAUCAGCAGCUCCUCCAACCUAAGUGCAAUUCAGAGGAGAAGGAAAACGGUAAAAAAUACGGCCUGCAUUCUUCCUGUCAGGAUCUCUGCAGCUUAGGUCUGCAGAACAGGAACUGCAUUCCUCGCUCAAAGUCUAACUGUGGUCAGGACCUCGUGGCCAUAAUUAAUAGUCCAGACAAAAUUAAAUUGGGUAGGAAAUUAAUUAAAAUCCUGGGGCUUUCACCUCGUGUAUCACCACAUCACACUCCAUCUUCCUCCAGAUCUCCCUCUCCAGGCAGCAGCCCCACACCUACCACCCUGUGUGACUCGCCCUUUAGCCCCGUUUAGUAGAAUGUUAGACCUCCUGAGAACAUGCAUUUCUCCUUCUGUCUGUGGAACUUUAAUAAAUAACUGUAAAUUACUCACCCUUUCCUCCAGACUACAUCAACCUUAAUACUUGGAUUUAACAAGCUUAAAAAAACUAAACAAAUAAAUAAACGUGUUAAUGUCGAUCUGCAAAUUCAUGUACAGUGUAAAGUUUUUUUCGUUUUUGUUUCAUACAUUUUUCAUAAAAUGCUAACAUCACUGUUAACACUGUGAGCUCUGCUUCACCACAGCACAUGAGCUCAUUUUCUAACUUUAUACUGUGAUAAUCACACUCACACACACACACACACUCAUACACACUCAUACACACACACACACACACACACUCAUGCACACUCACACACACAUGCUCACACACACACACACACACACACACACACACACGCACACACACUCAUACACACACACUCAUACACACACACACACACAUUAUUUUUUUAUUUUUGUUACUAUUUCAGAAAGUGUGUCCAUUACAGACGAGUGUUUGUUGUUUUCAUUUAUUCUUGUUAUUUUCAUGGUAUAUUUUUAACAAUUUUUGCUGUUCACCUUUUAAACAUUAAGAUACUGUAUUAUUGACAUCAUUGACAAAUAUUAAUAAAAUGCUUAUUUACUUUAAUAUCAUAAUGUAAAAUGUUGUUAUUGAUGGUGAAAGUGCAUGUUGGAGCUCAGACUCCAAAACAUUGAUGACUCUUCAGACGGUAGAACAAACACUGAAGUACAUCUUCUCUGGUUUUUGAGCUGAUGAAUGAAGUUGAGUUCAUUUCCUGUUAGUGUUUCUAGCUAAACAAUAGACUGAAACUACUUUAUUUAUCAUAGCAGCAGCAUGUGUGUGUGCGUGUGUGUGUGAGUGUGUGUGUUUGUGUGAGUGUGUGUAACUUUACAGCUUCACUUCACCUGAACUAAGAGUCCAAACCCUGCUCCAUCAUGCCGACGUCUCUGUAAGCACUAUGGGGACACUUCCCUGUCAGUCCACCAGAGGGAGUGCUGGCAGGUGAUUGUUAGACCUUGUUUGAUGCCAUGUGAUUUUGUUCACCUGUUUGUAAUUAUCCUUUAACGUGUGUUGUAUUUAUACCUGCACUCUGUGUCUGUCAUUGUUGAGUUGUUGUCUGCUGUUGUGUUCAGUCUGCCAGGUUGUGCUUUGGUGCUGGUUUUGAGUAUUUUGUGUAUCGUUCCCAUUGUCAUGGUUCAUAUAUUGUUUUGUUUAUUUCUGUUAUUAAACAAUGACCUUGUUUUA
Tachysurus vachellii is the source of this 3456-nucleotide messenger RNA. It is a transcript of the gene tnika, whose product is annotated as TRAF2 and NCK interacting kinase a. The transcript has 14 exons. Bases 111 to 2183 code for a protein of 690 amino acids. Gene Ontology annotation, biological process: regulation of MAPK cascade; neuron projection morphogenesis; MAPK cascade. Gene Ontology annotation, molecular function: ATP binding; protein serine/threonine kinase activity. Lineage: Eukaryota; Metazoa; Chordata; Actinopteri; Siluriformes; Bagridae. Gene Ontology annotation, cellular component: cytoplasm. The record is from RefSeq and is a predicted model, not a curated record.